Molecule: messenger RNA, 372 nt
Organism: Macrosiphum euphorbiae (potato aphid)
Lineage: Eukaryota; Metazoa; Arthropoda; Insecta; Hemiptera; Aphididae
Source: the annotation of a GenBank genome assembly
AUGGUUGUCGAUAAUUGGUACACAAGCAUAGAACUUGCUGAGAUACUUGGACAACAUAACACAUAUCUUAUUGGAACAUUAAGAGCUAACAGAAAAUCCAAUCCAAAAGAAAUAAUUAAAAAAAAAUUAAAAAAGGGCGAAUCGUAUAGUUUACGUAGCAAUACUAAUGUCAUGAUUAUGAAAUGGAGAGACAAGAGGGAGCUUCUUAUGUGUAGUACUAAAACUACUAAUACAAUGAUUGACAUUGAAAAACGUCGUAAGGUAAAAACAAAACCAAUUACUGUACUAGAAUAUAAUCAGGGAAAAAGUUCAAUUGAUCUUUCAGAUCAAAAAGCUUCAUAUUCAAAUUCCAUUUUAAUGAUCCAGUAUUAA